This is a messenger RNA of Suillus paluster, 963 nucleotides long. Its product is annotated as ER lumen protein retaining receptor-domain-containing protein. The record is from RefSeq and is a predicted model, not a curated record. Gene Ontology annotation, cellular component: endoplasmic reticulum; cis-Golgi network; membrane. Gene Ontology annotation, molecular function: ER lumen protein retrieval receptor activity. Gene Ontology annotation, biological process: endoplasmic reticulum to Golgi vesicle-mediated transport; protein retention in ER lumen. The transcript has 6 exons. NCBI's taxonomy places the organism in Eukaryota, Fungi, Basidiomycota, Agaricomycetes, Boletales, Suillaceae. The coding region runs from base 147 to 785 and encodes 212 amino acids.
UUUUACCUCAUACCAGCAACAAUGUUUGGACACGUCGGUAUACGUCGAUCCCUUCUACACUCCACGACGCUCAAAUUUUUGGACCAUCAAUUGGAGAACCGCAGUACGCUUGUUGGAAGAUAUAGGAGAAGUAGUCACGUCAAAACAUGAAUUUAUUUCGGUUGCUCGGGGAUUUGGCCCACUUGGCCUCUAUAUUCAUCCUUAUCCAUAAAGUUCACAAGACCAGGUCAUGCAGGGGUAUUUCCUUCAAGACGCAGGCUCUCUACGCCCUCGUAUUUUUGACGCGUUACAUUGACCUGCUAUUCCGCUGGAUAUCUCUGUACAACUUCGUGAUGAAGCUAUUCUUCAUAGGCAGCAGUUGCUACAUCCUCUACCUCAUGAAGUACCGUUUCCGACCAACGCACGACCCUUCCAUUGACACGUUCAAGAUUGAAUAUCUCCUUGGGCCAUGCAUCUUUCUGUCAUUGAUAUUCAACUACAAGUUCGAGCCAACCGAGAUUCUUUGGACGUUCUCCAUAUAUCUCGAAUCUGUCGCCAUUUUCCCCCAGUUGUUCAUGUUGCAACGUACCGGCGAGGCGGAGACAAUCACGACACACUACCUUGCCGCUCUGGGUAUUUAUCGUGCUCUGUACCUUCCCAACUGGAUAUAUAGAUACUUUACGGAGGACGUGGUGGAUCCUAUAGCUGUGACAGCUGGACUGGUGCAAACCGGGCUUUACCUCGACUUCUUCUACGUCUACUUUACAAAAGUCCUCCACGGACAGAAGUUCGAGCUUCCGGCAUGAGUUUACGUAUCUUGGUCUGUCGGAGUCCGCCGACGUCAUCGAGCAGAGCUUUACAUAUCACGAACCGCUCUUGGACAUUCAUGUAUACUUGGGAGACCAUAGAAUCUUGCGUUACAUGGAACCGAAAUAUCUCAUUGAGCCAAGCAACAAGUCGGGCCUGUUAAUUUUAUGGGUCGAG